AUGGAGUUCGUGAUCGCGCAAGAGCGCACGAAGAGCUCUUCCUUCGUUUUGAGCGAGUUUAUGGGUAUCAGUCAGCAUAUGGCUGAUGCGCUGCAAGUGAAUCCUUGGGAUCUUGGAAUGUGUUGUGAGCGGGAUGUAGCGGCUGCCAUGAACCGCGGGUUGGUGAUUUCGGAGGAGGAGAAAGCGUCAAGGCACGCGGCGUUGCACAAGGUCGUAACGACUCACACCUCGCACACGUGGGCUGCGGUCCAUUCGGCACUAUGCAGUAUGCGGCGAGCGCAAGCUAGUAUCUAUAGGACGCCUAAGUCUACUGUAAAUGCUCGGCCAUGUUGGCAGUGGCCAGACAAGCAGGCUGUCACGAUUGUAGUUCUUGCACCUUCUAUGCAAUUCAGCUAA
Molecule: messenger RNA, 396 nt
Organism: Suillus clintonianus
Lineage: Eukaryota; Fungi; Basidiomycota; Agaricomycetes; Boletales; Suillaceae
Product: glycosyltransferase family 20-domain-containing protein
Exons: 3
Coding region: 1-396 (131 amino acids)
Biological process (GO): trehalose biosynthetic process
Cellular component (GO): alpha,alpha-trehalose-phosphate synthase complex (UDP-forming); cytosol
Molecular function (GO): catalytic activity
Source: RefSeq, a predicted model, not a curated record